AUGAACGAUUAUGAUCUCUAUGGCAUCAAAAUUGCUAUGAAUGAUGGUUUGAUGGUCUUCGUCGAUAACCUGAAUGCAGCCUGGUAUACUGUACCAGUAUUUCUUAAUACUCAGAUCAUUUGUAUCAUCCAUUUUAAUGAGACAACGUGUAAUUUUGUCUAUAGUGUUGUUGUUCCAAUCUCUAAUAUCAGUUCAUUCGUCUAUAAUUGCAUUGAUUUACAAGGACGAAAUGUUAUCGGCUUAUUCGAGAGCAACGCAACGUGCUCGUUUUAUUUAAGCAAUGAAAAAAUUGUGUCCAACUAUUCAACACAAGACAAUUUUAUCAUUAGUAUCAACGGAGACAAUACGGCUAUCUAUGGUUUUGCUGAUGAUUUCUUAUUCUAUUACGAAUUGAACUCAACAUUUCAAUUAACUGUAUGGCCAAACUCCUUAAACAUUUCCCCACGGGCAGCAGAUAUCGGUGCCAAUAUCGAUUAUGCUGUCGUAGUUGGCUACUGUCAAUCGGCACCAGCAUAUGCAUCUGAUUGUGGCUUCAUCGUAUCAUUAAACAGAUCCUUGUCUUUUCCUAAUAGUACAAAUGCAUUUUCUAUGAUUAAUUCCAAUCAAUUUGCUUACUCCGAUCCUCGCAUCAAUCAAUAUCUCACGAAUAGUCGCGAUUAUUCGGCACAGACCGUUAUGUCGGUGAGUAUUUCCUGGCGCACUCGACGUGUAUUAAUCGGUGUUCAAUCAUUCAAUAUGGUUUUGUUAUAUUCGUUGGAUGAUCCUAAACGUCCGAUUGGCACUCGUCAAAAUGGAAUUGGUCUGAUGGGCUUUGGUAAAACUGUGGCAUGGCUAGAUGAUCAAGGUGAAAAGGCAUUGAUUCUUGCUAAUAGUUAUACAUAUUCUACUUAUCAAUGGAUCUCGUCAUUCGUGCAUAUAUAUGAUAUUCAAUCGGACGGAUUCUCAGACAGCACACAACCCAUUUUUAUCUAUCCUAAUAGUCAGCAAAUUCUUUUUCGGUGGAUGCGACCCCAGUUCAUUCGUUUUGUUUGUUCAUCAAGUGGUAAUUUGGCCAUUUUCGAUGAUUUAGGUAUUCCAGCUAUUAUUUACUCGGCACCAUCGGGUACCUAUCCGAACACAAAUUCAAUAUAUUUUACAUCCAAUACUGUCCCUUGUAUUCGUGGCACCUAUCGUAACUAUACCGGAAUUGAACUGUGUAUGCCAUGUUCCAAUGACACAUACGCCUAUUCAAAUAGUUGUUCACCUUGCACACUAUCAGAUUCAUUUUGUCCAUACGGAGCGGUAGAAGAAAUUUCUUAUUCAACAUUCGAAUCGAUUGAACAAGAUCAAGAUUAUCCUGAGUCACCUGAAAAUACUGUCUUUGAUGAUAUAUUGAUGCAAAACAUAUUCAGUUUCAAUACACAAUCCGGCCAUUGUGUACUCGUCUCGCCCAUAACCUGGGUACUUCUGGUCAUUGGAUUUGGAGUUAUUCUAGCCGGUGGUAUAUUUAUUCACGAGGCCUUCUUUCCUGGCAUACACAUAACACGCGAUGGAACGAAGCAAAUACUAAAAAAAUUGGACCUCAUCGGCGAAGGAGAACUAUGGAUUGGUGGCCUUGCAUCAGCAGCAGUUAUUGUUAUAGUCAUUUCGGCCUACAGUUUUUCCAAUCAAUACUUGCACCAAUAUCCAAUUGAACAAGUUACAAGUGACAGUUCAUUUGCAUGUGAUGUCACAUUGCGAAAUGCAAAAUUUAGUACAACAAUGCAAAUGACAUCAAGUUCAACAUUCAUUUGUAAUGAUUCUCUUAUCGUGCAACGCGUUGUUGGUUCUAAACUGACACUAUUACCAAUAUCGGCAUGUGAAACAAGUCAUAACGAUAGUAUACUAUCGUUGGCAAUUGCACUUCCAACACAAGAAGUUGGUAUUCAACUCACAUUGCCAGGCUCAAGAACUGUUGGCGCUAUUCGUUUGGGAUUGAGUGGGCCUUCGAUGAUCAGUACUGAUAAAAGGUCGACACUCCUGGAACUCAAUUUUUCAUCGGCUUUUGUUUCUUCAUCAUCCGAUGAAGUCCUUGCACCAUCUACUAGCUUCGUCAUUGGAUUAACUGCAAUUGUUAAUCAAACAGAUCCAUUGAAUAGUGACGAUUGGCCGACUUUCAGUGCCAUUUGGUCAUCGUCGUUUGAUGUCAUAACGGAUGAACUCUUUACUGUCGAAAAUAGAUACACUUUCUUUCAACGAACUCAAACCAAUAUUAGCAUUACAAUUCAAAAGUCGAUAUUUUAUGUAAACAAUAAACAAGAGCCGAUUGCUCGGCAAACUGAAAUUAUAUUUCACAAUCUUCUUUUUACAAUUGUCGUCUUGGAGUUAUUCUGUCUGGUGUUUCUAAUUAACAAAUUAUUGAUUUUGCCUCUGUAUCACAGCAUAAGUAGUCUUCUACAUUAUUUGUUGAAAAAGAAUCGAGUUGGCGCGAACGAAAACAAAUUGUCCAUGGCUAUUGUUGAGAAAUUCAAUCGUCCAAUAAUUAGAAAAUCAAUUCCGUCGAUAAAACCUCGUCAUCGAUGUUCGACUAUCAGUGUCAGCAGCUCAGCUACUUCUCAGUAG
Molecule: messenger RNA, 2580 nt
Organism: Rotaria socialis
Lineage: Eukaryota; Metazoa; Rotifera; Eurotatoria; Philodinida; Philodinidae
Source: the annotation of a GenBank genome assembly